AUGAUGAAAAAACUCUUGCUAGACAAUCAGAAAGUUAUGGCUGAGAAUCAACAAUUGCGCACAGAGUUCAGAAAUCUAGAGAGGCAGUUUGGCCAAAUGGCUAACAAUAAGAAUAUUAGACCUGUUGGAGCUCUCCCAAGUGAUACAGAGAAAAAUCCUCAAGUCAAUGCAGCGACGUUGAGAAAUGGAAGAGAGUUAGUAGAAGUGCCUAAAAAUAAAAGGAGCAGUCUGGAUAAGCUGAAGCAGAUACACUUGAACAUCGCUUUGAUGGACAUGCUCCGUGAGGUCCCAAAAUAUGCAAAAUAUAUUAAGGAUAUAGUGGAAAAUAAGAGGAGGUUAACUGAAUUUGAGACCGAUGCACUUACUGAGGAGUGCACUUCCAGGAUUCAACAUAAGCUUCCACAAAAGCGUAAGGAUUCAGGUAGUUUUACCAUCCUCGUGAGGAUUGGUGAAAUUGAUGUGGGUAGAGCAUUGUGUGAUUUGGGUGGAAGUAUCAAUCUGAUGCCGUUGUUAGUGUUCAAACAAUUGGGAUUAGUAGCUUCGAGACCCACCACAGUGCUGCUACAGUUAUCUGACAGAUCUUAUGUUUAUCCUGAGGGGGUAAUUGCGGACGUCUUGCUGCAUAUUGGGAAGUUUAUUUUCCCUGCAGAUUUUAUCAUCCUGGACUACGAGGUUGAUGAGUUAGUUCCUAUCAUCUUGGAACGACCUCUUUUGGCCACUGGAGAUGCCAUUAUCAAAGUCCGAGAAGGUAAGAUGAUCCUGAGGGUGGACAAUGAAGAAGCGGUCUUUAAUGUAUAUCGAGCCAUUCAGUUGCCUCGUCAUUACAAGGACCUGGCCAUGAUUUCUGUGGUGAAGAUAAAUGCACCAGCCAUAGAGGCAAGUGCAUUUAAAGAAGAUGCACUAGAAAAGACAUUGAUGUUGUUCAAUCACUUGGAAUUGGAAGAAGAAGUUGAGGAGCUGUUGAAAAUUUUGGAUGCAUCUUGUGAACACAUAAGAGAAAGAUCCCAGUUUGAGCCUCUGGAUAGGGUAAUCGGCUUGCCCUCUAGACCCUCAGUUGAGGAGGCUCCAAAAUUGGAACUUAAACCCUUAACACCUCAUCUUCAUUAUGCAUAUUUGGGUAGUUCUAACACUUUACCUGUGAUUGUUUCUUCUCAUUUGUCUAAAUUACAGGAAGAAAAGCUCUUAAGGGUGCUGAGGGAGCACAAACAUGCCAUUGGUUAG
This is a messenger RNA of Nicotiana tabacum (common tobacco), 1221 nucleotides long. Lineage: Eukaryota; Viridiplantae; Streptophyta; Magnoliopsida; Solanales; Solanaceae. The record is from RefSeq and is a predicted model, not a curated record.